Messenger RNA from Scomber scombrus (Atlantic mackerel), 597 nucleotides. Its product is annotated as ly6/PLAUR domain-containing protein 1-like. Bases 1 to 597 code for a protein of 198 amino acids. The record is from RefSeq and is a predicted model, not a curated record. Lineage: Eukaryota; Metazoa; Chordata; Actinopteri; Scombriformes; Scombridae. Gene Ontology annotation, molecular function: acetylcholine receptor inhibitor activity. Gene Ontology annotation, biological process: acetylcholine receptor signaling pathway. The transcript is spliced from 4 exons.
AUGCGUCUUCUCGUUUUUGUGACUUUAUUUGGAGUCCUUCUCGACGCAGGAGAUGCCCUUCAGAUCCAGUGCUACCAGUGCGAGGAGAUGAAGCACAAUGACUGCUCCACGCCGGAGUACAUCGUCAACUGCACCGUCAACGUACAGGACAUGUGCCAGAAGGAGGUGCUGGUCAAACCUGAUGGAAUACAUUAUCGGAAGUCUUGUGCGUCCUCCGGGGCUUGCCUGAUCGCCUCCUCUGGCUACCAGCAGUUCUGCACCGGGAAGCUCAACUCGGUCUGCAUUUCCUGCUGCAACACCCCGCUCUGCAACGGGCCCAAGAGGAAGCGCCCCGCCCCUUCGGCAGCGACGUCCAACCCUCGGAUGAACCGGCUUCUCCUUUUCUUCCUGACCCUCUUCCCACCCCUGCUGACCCUCCUCCCCCUGACGUUGAUCCUGGAGUCCAGACUUGGUAUCACUGCUGUACCGAAGGAGCAGAUUUGGAUCCUUCGCUGGCUUUGUAACCUCUCAGCGUCACGAAAAACUGUUGAUCUAAUCGAUAUAACACUGAAACCACUGAGAAUGACACGGGAGAACUGCGAGCUGGAAGAGUACUAA